GGUAUGUCGGCUACCCCGGAUCGGAGGAGGAUAGUACACGCAGAGGAGACGUUGCAGGAUACGACUGGAAGUGCUAGAGAUAUGAGAAACGAGGGAAGAGAGAGGAGAAUGGACUGAAACGACGUCGAGCAGUUGUCUCUCUACAAUCAUCACCAUGAGCGACUCAUCUGGGACCAAUGCUCCGCACGCUGGCUUUGAUGGAGGACAAGAUGUGUCUUUGGUCAGAACGGCUGGCGGACAUGAGGCAACAACCUCACAGCAGCCAGCUUUUCCUGACUUUCACCGCAAGCUCGCCGAUCCGUCUGGUUUUGCCUGGCUCGCUUUGGGCUCAGCUAUGACGCUCUAUGCUGUCAAUGUGAUCGGAUCUAGAGGUAUCGAACUGCCAAAUGCAGCAACGCCCGGUAUGCUCGCCUUGGGAGCAGUCCUGCUAGCUCUGGCUACCAUCUUCGAGUUUAUCUCGGGGAGGACCUUUGCAGGUACUAUGUUUGGGGUCUACAGCGGCUUUUUUGGAGGAUUCGUGAUCAUUCACGUUGCAUGGUUCGGCAUCACGGGUUCGUAUGACGGGCAGAGACCGAACAAUUACGCCCCGACAGGCACAGCUGGAUCUGAGCUGGCGAGCCUUCAAGGACUCUGGAUAAGCACUUUUGUCAUAUUUGUCCCCAUCCUUUUCCUGGCCGCUACACGUCAAUCCGGGACCAUCAUGGCAUUUUUGGGAAGCACGGAGGUGUUUUUCAUCUUGCAGAUGAUCCAUUUCUUCCAGGGCUCAGACCCAGCGACGAAGCUGGCAAAGGCGACUGGUGCUUUUUCCUUUCUCAGCGGUAUCAUCGCUUGGUACAAUGGAGCAACCAGUCUGUUGACAAGCGACUCUGCAUUCUUUACUCUCCCCACCUUCGAUGUUGUUAAGUCUGACUAGGACUUGUGUCGUG
Acaromyces ingoldii is the source of this 926-nucleotide messenger RNA. RefSeq lists its product as hypothetical. The record is from RefSeq and is a predicted model, not a curated record. NCBI's taxonomy places the organism in Eukaryota, Fungi, Basidiomycota, Exobasidiomycetes, Exobasidiales, Cryptobasidiaceae. The coding region runs from base 155 to 913 and encodes 252 amino acids. Gene Ontology annotation, molecular function: acetate transmembrane transporter activity. The transcript is spliced from 4 exons. Gene Ontology annotation, cellular component: plasma membrane.